Thunnus maccoyii (southern bluefin tuna) is the source of this 4477-nucleotide messenger RNA. Its product is annotated as secretory carrier-associated membrane protein 1-like. The record is from RefSeq and is a predicted model, not a curated record. Gene Ontology annotation, cellular component: recycling endosome membrane; trans-Golgi network membrane. The transcript has 9 exons. The coding region runs from base 294 to 1307 and encodes 337 amino acids. Gene Ontology annotation, biological process: protein transport. NCBI's taxonomy places the organism in Eukaryota, Metazoa, Chordata, Actinopteri, Scombriformes, Scombridae.
GGGGGAUCUUUAAGUUUUCUUUACAUUAGGACGUGACGUUACUUUACUUCCGUUUAACGUCUCAUUUUUCAUCGCCUUGACCCGCUGCCGGUGACCAAUCUCCCUCCUCCAGAAGGAUCUCUGAGCUCCGUGUACACAGUAGUCAACAUUUGACUUUUACUUCCGACCGUGUCAUCUCUUGCGUCUGCUGCAAAAAAAAAAGAAGCAAGUGGUUUAUUUUGGAAGUAACGCGGAGCUCUAACUUUGGCUGUGUAAAACACAUUUAAACGAAUCGAGUCACCCUCUUUAGCAGGAUGUCAGAUUUCGACAGCAACCCGUUCGCGGACCCGGAGUUAAACAACCCGUUUCAGGAUCCAUCAGUGACACAAGUAAGACAGACGGCUCCUCCAGGGUUAGAGGAGUACAAUCCCUUCUCAGAUGCCAAACCAACGCCUCCGGUUAUGGCAGCAAAGACUGCGGCGCCGUCCACCAACACACAACCCGCCAUCAUGAGUCCCACAGAGGAGCCUCCAGCCUACUCGCAAUCUAGAGGACAGGAGCAGUCGAGAGCAGCUGCUGAGCUGCUGAGGAGACAGGAGGAGCUGGAGAGGAAGGCUGCAGAGCUGGACCGGCGGGAGAGAGAGAUGCAGUCCCUCAGUGCUUCAGGAGGCAGGAAAAACAACUGGCCCCCCCUCCCAGAGAAGUUCCCAGUGGGCCCCUGUUUCUACCACGACAUCACCGUGGACAUUCCUGUAGAGUUUCAGAAAACGGUUAAGAUCAUGUACUACCUCUGGAUGUUUCAUACUGGGACGCUGCUGGUCAACAUGAUCGGCUGCCUCGCCUGGUUCUGUGUGGAUGCGGGACGCGGGGUGGACUUCGGCCUGGCCAUCCUCUGGUUCUUGCUCUUCACACCCUGCUCGUUCGUCUGUUGGUACAGACCACUUUAUGGAGCUUUCAGGAGUGACAGUUCGUUCAGGUUUUUUAUUUUCUUCUUCGUGUACAUCUGUCAGUUCGGUGUCUACGUCCUCCAGUGUAUCGGCAUCACAGGUUGGGGCGCCAGUGGGUGGAUCUCUGCUUUGACUGGCCUGAAUCGGAGCAUCCCAGUGGGCAUCAUAAUGAUCCUCAUCGCCGCUCUGUUUACCUCACUGGCUGUCAUGUCCCUCAUCAUGUUCAAAAAGGUCCACGCGAUGUACCGUACCACCGGCGCCAGCUUCGAGAAGGCCCAGCAGGAGUUCGCUACAGGCGUCAUGUCCAACAAGACGGUCCAGACGGCCGCCGCCAACGCCGCCACCAGGGCCGCGACGGGAACCUUCAAGGAGCAGAUCUGAUCUGCCACCGCAGAGCCCUCUCAUCUCUCCGUCACACCUUCACCCCUUACCGUCCUCCCACCUUUCUUCCUCUCUCAGUGCGACACCCAGCUUUCCACCGAGCCAGCCGCCCUGUUUGAACACACGGAGAGUCCCCCGCCCCCCCCGUCCUCCCUCAGCCUUCUGACAAUAUCUAACGGUUGAUCUGUAACCUGAGCGAGAAAACCGGGAACAUUCAAACAAGGCCUCGGCUCUCCGUCCUGCCCCGCCGACAUCCUGCACUCUCAUCACUGACUCUGGGACUCGUCACCCGCGCUGCACUCCUACCACUCAACCAGCGUGCUCGACUUUAUUAUCUUUUUUUUUUUUUCUCUCUCUGUGUGAGUUUUUGGUGUGUUUGGCCAACUUAAACGAACGUCUGCGUGCCUCUAUAAACGUUGGUGCCGCCUCGAGGCCUGUCUGUCUGUCUCUCUCCGUAGACGGACGCUCAUGUAGCCGAACCAAGUCCCACCUUCUGAAGUUACCCGGGCAUUUCCACCUGAAACAGAUCCAGAAGUUCUGUGCAGCCCCGUGUGUCUGAAUCUAAUCACUACUUCCUGUUUUUUUUUAAAUUAAUUUAUUAUGGGACAGACGGACGGCGUCUAGAACUCACUAUAGUAGUUGUCUGUUAAUUGUCAUUCAGUAGCAUUUCUCUGAUUUAUUUCUGCUGUUUUCCAUGAGUCCAUAACGUAACACUGCUGCCCCCCGGUGGAGUGACUUGUUAUUGCUGAAGAUGAAUGCUGUGCAUUCCAGUUCACUGCCUUGCCUUCUACCUUCUGCUUUCCUCAGAAUUUGGGUUUUAGAGAAUGUGUCGUCUUCCCUAAAGUGACGCUUCACCCAAAAUCAUAUCUGUAGAUUGUAGGGCUGCAGCUAAUUAUCAAUUAUCAUCUUUAUUUAUUGAUAGUUUUUUUCUAUAAAAUGUCAGGAAACGAUGACAAAUUCCAAGCAGACAUAUUCAAAUUGCUCUUUUUAUCCAAACAAAAGUGAGUUUACAAUCAUUUAAGUCAGACAAAAGAAGCAAAUUCUCACAUUUAAGAAGCUGAAGCAAUUAUUAUUAAUCGUUUCAACCCUCCCUGAAGUUCUGCCAGAGGUCGUGUUUUAAGCCAUAUUUCGGGAGUGUUUUUGUCUUUGAGGUGUCGAGCCGUGUUGGCGAGAUAAAAGAAGUUUGUUUACCUCAAGAACUGGGAGAUGUGCUUCUUUACAGAACAUGCAGCUCUUCAUCUAACAUCUCACUGUGGCUGUUUCUGCUCGUAUUAUUCCUCCCCUGCAGUAUUUAUAACUGAUCCGCAGACCAAACAGCUCCAGAUAUCUUCACAUCUCGUUGUGUCGACCUGUUUUUAUUAAAGAGCGGUAAACAAAUUUAAUUCCCUGUAAUUUCUUCAUGAUAAAAUCCUCCCGUUAGUUUGUCAGUGGAAAGCUUUUAAUACGAGGCAGCAACGGCAGGAAAUGUUCAGUUUUCAUCAGCUCCGAUAUGACUGAAAGCAAUCAGGAAACGGAUAAAACGGACCAACCCAGACUAAUGGAAAAACAACACAGUGACCUUAUAGAUGGACAGAGGAGGAAUAGAUUAUGCUGUUUCUUUUGAAACCGUUGGAAUCUAAUUUAACCACUAAAUUCACGCUACAGACUUUUAACAGCCAUGUUUCCCGCCUACAAACAGUGUUUGAUACUUAAAACAUUUUUUAUUUCUGAUUUUGGGUGGACUGUCACUUUAGAAUUUGCUUUCAAGUAUUUAUUUGCUUGAUGUCCAUUGCCUAUAAUGACCUUCAUAGCCAUUGUGAAAUAAUGUUUGGUUGCACUUUAAUCUGGUUUUUGCAAUGGAAGGAUAUUUAUGAUAUCGGCCUCACGCCUUCCUGCUCAUUAGUCUAGAUGUUUUAAUUCAUAACACGCACCAGCUGAGUUCAGCAUCGUUUUCACAUGAAGCCUGUUUUUUGUGUCAUUUCCUGGAAAAAAAAAAGAAUAAAAGAAACCCAAUCAGUGACACAGUUAACGUACGAGAGCCACUAUUCUGUAUAUACAGCUGCAUGUUUAUACAGUCAAAGUCUAACUUGUCUCCGGCUUUUCUUGCGUGCUGGAGAUUUACCUCAGUUUAACUCAGGAUGUACUCUUCACUUGCAUGACGAGGUUAAACAUUAAACAAGAUUGUACAAAAUUAGACACCUGCUGGCCCUCAUCUCGUUUUGAAACGUAUGUGUGCUGUACAUCGAUUUAUCGCAAUAAAAAUGACUUAAAAGAUCCGAAAAAUCAAAUAGAAGGGCCAGUAAUGUUGAUUUUUCUGAUAAUUUGCCUGCAGACUGACUAUCAUUGAACUCCCGCAAUCAAAUACAUCAAAUCUGAAGAUUGUCAUAAAAAAAAAAAGCAUUUUUGGCCACAAAAAUGUCUUUGAAUGUGUCUUUUUUUUUUUUUCUACAUACUGUAGGAGACUGGUGUUGCUUCAGUUGGAGCUUUGAAUGUGUCCGAUCACGUCGUCUGUCGCGGUUUAAGCCGGUUAAGCCUUUUGUACGUGUGUGUUGUGCACAGCAGGAGUGUAAAUAGAGGGAAUUUGGCCUUUUUAAGUCUUAAUUUUCAAUCAUUCUGAUUUACCGGAGACAUUUUUUUAAAAUCUGUUAAGGCUUCAUGCAGUUCUCUUGUUUCCUGUCUCCUCUCUGCUAACUUCUCCUUUUUUUAAAAAAAAAAAAGAUGUCAUACUGGCUUAAUUUGGACCAGUAGCACCAGUACAUUGUUGUGUACAACAUGAGAUUAUUACAGAAAAAAAAAGAAUCAACUUUGCUUUUUCUUUUUCGACUUGCUUCAAAAGAACAUGAUCAAUGUGAGAAAGGUGUUAGACCGCAACGCAACGUGAACUGUGUGAUGUACCGUGGAUGGAUUCGUGGCUUUAAGCUCUGCUUUAUAAUCAACAUGGUGUGUGUGUGUGUGGUAGAAAACACUGAGAACGAGAUUUUCAUUUAAAGCUUCUCUUAACAGUUAAAUUUUGAUGAAAUUAUGGAAGGGAUGUUUGUAUAUUUUGUACGAUUUACAGAUGGUCGGCUGUUUUGCUCUAAAAUUCGGUGUAAUAUAAAGAUGCACUCUGGUUUCACCUUCAGUCGCAUGUCGAGUAGUUUUGAGUUUUGUAUAUUUAUUGUAUUAACACUGAAUAAAAUUCUUCUUCUGUA